AUGGGCAAAAAGCGGAAAAGACCCAUCAAGGCCCGCAGGCCCACGUCCUCGUCUCACACGGGUAUCACUACAUCUCCCCGCCGUUUCAGAACCCCCCAUGCGCCAAUUUCCCUGGGAACGAAAACAAGCCAUCCCGUUAUUUCCCUGUACUACCCACAUGUCGUACCCUUGCGGGAGUACCUGCUCCAGCAACUUCCCGUGACCUCCAAGUCGCGUCGGCGCCGUAUCCUGACAUUGGGCUCGCGUGAAGACCAAGAGACCAAUGCACAAUCUCAAACACCCCAAACAGUGGCGGAGCUGCUAGACUCCACCCUGGUGGGUGUUCUGAAGGAAUCUUCUCCGACCCUCAAUUUGGAGCGACAAAAGCAAUACUCAUCUUUUAAUGAGUCUCAAUCGCGGUCGAUUCUCGUCAGCACCGAUACGGGGCCGACCUGUCCGCAGUCUGAGGUGGUUGAUUUUGUGAUCUGGAAACUCUUCAAUCAUAACAAUGGCUCCUACCAAAAGCCCGAGCAUUUGCUGACGCUUGGCUUCCAACGCCCGUCUGUGGGGCAGAAUGCUCAAGACACUAAUAUUCCAGGCAUUGUGUCUCGAUUCCCGAAUCAGAAUGUCCAGGUUCUCAAAGAGGGUGCAUGGGCAGAGGUCCUUGGCUUGCUUGGUAGUAAUGGGGAGGAGAUUAUGAUGCAGCUCCUGUUCGAUUGCGGAGUUUUUGCCGCUAUCAACGCUCGAAACGGCAACUACUACCAACUCAGCGGUCUACCGCUCUCGGUCCUCGAGCCUUCGAGCGAUGCGUCCUCGGGAGCCAAGGAGUCUGCUGCCACAGCACAAGACCCAAAGCCUUCCAGUGAUCAGAGACAUUCCAAAGAGAGAGCUGAACGCAAACAGAAUUCCGAUAACACACUCCGAAGUCCAAACAGCAUUGUGUUUCUACGGCGGCGUAUCCUCUAUGGACGUAUCGAGUCCCAAAAGAAAGUACCCUCUGGACUGGGACAGACACAUGUCCUUAGCCGCUUCUCGUCACUUGAUUCGAUGGCGCAAACAGUCCAUGUAAUGAAGUACAUCUUUCCCUCGCAAUUUGGCCUCCGGAAUGUGUUUACGUUGGACUCGGAUGAACGCAACAUCAUGGAUGACUCGAAGAGUUUCAUGUUUCGUGAGAGUGAGAUAUCUCGUUUGGAAGAAGAGAAACGACUACAGCGGCCCCAGCCCGAGAAUGAAAUCGCAGAUGCAGAUUGUGGCGGCGUGAGAAGUGUCAAGGUACCUAAGAGGCUUCGUGGAAUUGCUAUAGAGCUUGUCCGGAAGCUCCGGAACCGCAAUGCGCAAUGCUCCUACGGAGAGUUGCUGCGAUACUAUUGUCCAACCGAUCAAACCGGACCCAGGAGACUUGGCGCAUUUGCCUUCACACCUUAUGCCAAAAACAGCGAGCCUAUCUCCUCUCUCCAGUCAAACUUAGUUACACAGGUGCGAAUUAACCACCCGUCGCCAAGUGAUAGUUCGGCGCAAACCUCAGGUGAUGUCUCGAGAUUAGAGCCGCACAUGGCUGUCGACGCAUCUUGUGGAAUCAAUGCUGAGAAAUCGGUGAUUCGAAAAACCCAAAAAACUCAAGCCAGUCUGACUGAUUAUGCGACUCCGUCGUCUUCUGUCUCAGCAUUUUGUCGAGCGGUGAUCCAGAAAUUGAUCCCCCGACAGUUUUGGGGACAUGUUGAUCGGUUUAUCAAAUUGCGACGAUUCGAAAGUCUAAGUUUGCACGAAGUAUGCAAAGGUGUCAAGAUAACAAGCAUUCCUUGGCUGGAGCCACCCAAGGUCCAGACUACUUCAGGAUCUGAGACAAGAUCGAAGAUCGCCCUGUCUGACUUGCACAAACGCACCGAACUACUCCACGAAUUCAUGUUUUGGAUUUUCGAUUCAAUUCUUAUUCCUCUCAUUCGCUCGCACUUCUAUGUCACAGAGUCUCAAAUGCACCGAAACCGCCUGUUCUAUUUCCGCCAUGAUCUGUGGCAGCAGUUGACCCAGCAACCUUUCGGGGACUUGAAGGCAACGAUGUUUGAGGAGCUUGAGCCAGAUCGAGCCCAACGUGUGCUGGCACGGCGGUCCCUUGGUUUCGGUGCUCUCCGUUUGCUUCCCAAAUCUACAGGCCUCCGGCCCAUCUUGAAUCUUCGCAAACGAGCCUUGAAGGAAUCUUCAUGGGGGAAACGGGGUACGUACCUUGCCGCCAGCAUCAAUUCAAGUAUUACGCCUAUCUAUAACAUGUUGACCUACGAGAGCCAGCAAGCUCCUACCAAAUUGGGCUCGUCAAUGCUCUCCACUGGAGACAUGCACCGCCGAUUGAAGGCGUACAAAGAACAAUUGUCCAAACGACUGCCCUUGGUUUCUAAACCUUGGCAAUCCAAGCUCCCACCGAUGUACUUCGUCAAGCUUGACAUCAAAGCUUGUUUUGAUACCAUCCCCCAAGAAAAGUUGCUUAAUCUUAUCGAAGAGCUGGUCUCUGAAGAGAGCUACCGCAUCUCAAAGCACGUCGAAAUCCAACCACCCGCUCCUACUUCGCAACAAGGAAAGCCCACACGCAGAUUUAUGAGCCGCGCUGCGCCUGCCAUGAGACCGCAACACCUACCGGAUUUCGUCAAUAACGGAGGCACUGCGCGAAAGGCCAAUACUGUUUUCGUUGACUGUAAAGGUCAAAAAGAUCAGGAUGCUGAGAGUCUUCUGGGCCUCCUCAAUGAACAUGUCCGGAACAACCUCGUGAAGAUAGGCAAGAAAUAUUUCCGCCAACGCAACGGCAUCCCUCAAGGCUCCGUGCUAUCCAGCAUCCUUUGCAAUUUCUUCUACGCUGAGCUUGAGCGAGAGGUACUGGGUUUUAUUAAACCCGAGGAUUCUCUACUCCUGCGACUUGUGGACGAUUUCCUCCUGAUCACACCGGAUGCAGCCGUGGCAAUGCAGUUCCUGGAAGUAAUGAUCCGGGGCCAACCAUCGUACGGCGUACAAGUCAAUCCAGCCAAAAGCAUGGCCAAUUUCAGCGCAGCCGUUGACGGAAUUUUGCUCCCCAGACUAGAAGGGACCCCAUUAUUCCCAUAUUGCGGCAGUCUCAUCGAUACUCACACGCUGGAAUUUCACCGCGAUCGAGAUCGCAUCCUAGAGGGCGCCGAGUCAGCUGCUGCUACUCUCUGCAACACCUUAACGGUUGAGGCCAACCGCCUCCCCGGCCGCACUUUUCACCGCAAAGUGCUCUCCUCAUUCCGCUUGCAGCUACAUGCCAUGUACAUUGAUGACGGGCACAACUCGCGCGCAGUUGUGCUAGCCAACCUCUACUGCAGCUUCAUCACUUCUGCCAUGAAGAUGUACCGCUAUAUGAAGUCACUUCGGGGCCGUGCACACCCCGGUCCUGCCAUCAUAACACAGACCAUCCGCGAUUUGAUUUCGCAGACGAACGGCACGAUCCAAGCCCGGCGUGCUGGUAAUUCGGAGUCUUCAUUCUCGUGUUUCGUGCAGCGGUCCCAUCUACAAUAUCUGGCUUCUGCGGCGUUUCGGUUUGUUUUGAAGCGCAAGCAAACGCGGUAUGCGGUGGUGCUCCGCUGGCUAGACUCGCUGAUCAAAGAUGCUCGACCCACAUCAGAUUCCGAGGCUUUAAGGAUGGCACAGGUGGUGAAGAAGGGAAAUGCCAUGUUUGAGGAGUGGCGGUUCUAG
Messenger RNA from Penicillium samsonianum, 3675 nucleotides. Its product is annotated as telomerase reverse transcriptase. Gene Ontology annotation, molecular function: telomerase RNA binding; telomeric repeat DNA binding. Bases 1 to 3675 code for a protein of 1224 amino acids. Gene Ontology annotation, cellular component: telomerase catalytic core complex. Lineage: Eukaryota; Fungi; Ascomycota; Eurotiomycetes; Eurotiales; Aspergillaceae. The record is from RefSeq and is a predicted model, not a curated record. The transcript has 7 exons. Gene Ontology annotation, biological process: telomere maintenance via telomerase.